AUGGCCUGGUUCGAGUCCAUCGUGCGUGACGCUGCCUCUGUGCUUAGCGACUUGGACAGAUUCAGCCUGCCGGGGGAGGCGGCAAGCAAGCAACUAGCCCGGUAUGUGCCAGAAUCGCUCACACUCAGAGAUCUCGCGGACGCAGCGAGGGAGCCCCUGGGCAAAGCUGCUGCGGCGAAACCGGCAACUGGAAGGGAUCUAGAGAUGGUGAGGGCCGCGCUGCUAUCUGUCUUCGUCUGCCUGAAGCGUGAAGGCGGGAUCCGUGGGGCAUCUACAGACGAGGAGGACCUUGGAGCGGUUCAAGAACUCGCCAAUAACGUUGCCCAAGUCAUCGCUCCCGCCGUGUCUCAAGAUGGAAGUGCGAGCCGAGAUAACGAUAUGGCCGCUGUAUUCAACCAGGCCCCGAAACCUCGUGACAAGCUUUCCCAGCACUGCAUGUCCACCUAUACCCUCGGCAUCUCCGCCCUUGAAGCGCUCCUUACUUGGAACUACUCGGUUCCGCUGGGCGACGAAGUGCUCCUCACCCUCCUCUUCUACGCGGACGAGAAACACCAAUGGGUAAGCCCCGACGCCAGAACGAGGGCAGACAGCCUUCUCGAGCAGCACUUCAAUGCCGCCGGUCCGACCAAGGAACAGUUCAUCACCGAGACCGUCCUCCAACGCUAUCUACGCCCUCUCUUCUCCAGGUCUAAGCCAGCGUCCAUCACGGCAUCCGGCCGAAAGACUGAGUACACUGACAGCGCAGCCACCCGGGCCGAGAGCAUCCCAGACGACACGGCCUUGACGAAACCGUGGAAAUACACCGACCACCGGGCCAUUCCGGCAUUGGCAUGGGCAGUGCGGGAAGCAGACAACCCACUCAUCGCCACACACUGGCCGUUAUUCAUCCCGGUCCUGCUGACCCUGGUCGACGAUUCCGCCACGCCAGUGCGCAGCCAGGGCCUCCUCAUCCUGUCCGACUUCCUAUCCAAGUUCCCGGACAAGACGCUCCAUGAUACGGGCCUGGCCAAGGUCUUUGAGGACGCCAUCUUCCCCACCCUAGCCUUCCUCCCCAGCCUAACACCCGAGGACGAGUCCGUGCAGCUCCUCGGCCCAGCCUACCGCGCGCUGCUCGGCCUGGCAAACAAGCAGCCCCUCGUCGGCAAGGACGGCGUGCGCAGAGAACCGAAGAACAGCCUCUUGGACAAAAUGCUCCGAGAGGGUGUGUUCACGGGGUAUUUCCACGCCAAGGACCACGUCCGCAUUGUGGAGCUUCUCUGCCAGCAGAUGGCGGAGAUAUUGAAGGAGAUGGGCGUCCAUGCCGUGAAGCAUCUCAAGGAUCUAGUGCCAAUCCUCUCGUCCAUCAUAACCGACCCAUUUGCGCCGGUGGUCCCGGAAACGCUUCUCGCGGCGAUCAAAGCGCUUCAGGCGGUCCUCGCAAACUGCUGGCCCCGGAUCCCGGCGUCGCCUUGGCAAGAUGAAAUCAUCAACGCCCUCGCGCUCUGUUGGUUGCACCUGCUAGAACACGAACACUCAGCCGCAGAAGAUAAGGAGCAACCGGCGUGUUUGCAGAAAAAGGGAAAGGCGGCGUAUAGCCUGAUAGAGCAGGAGCUGGUAGCGUCGGUUAAAGCCUUAUCCACCGUGCUAAAGACAGCCGAGGGGGCGAUCGAUCUCUCGGUGCACGUCGCGCCCCUAGUGGAGAAAGAGCCUCGUCUGGGUGGGCUCUUCUCUCCCUCCAACUGA
Chaetomium strumarium is the source of this 1722-nucleotide messenger RNA. RefSeq lists its product as uncharacterized. NCBI's taxonomy places the organism in Eukaryota, Fungi, Ascomycota, Sordariomycetes, Sordariales, Chaetomiaceae. The transcript is spliced from 6 exons. Gene Ontology annotation, cellular component: nucleus; TTT Hsp90 cochaperone complex; cytosol. The record is from RefSeq and is a predicted model, not a curated record. The coding region runs from base 1 to 1722 and encodes 573 amino acids.